Molecule: messenger RNA, 870 nt
Organism: Fusarium poae
Lineage: Eukaryota; Fungi; Ascomycota; Sordariomycetes; Hypocreales; Nectriaceae
Exons: 3
Coding region: 1-870 (289 amino acids)
Molecular function (GO): hydrolase activity, acting on ester bonds
Source: RefSeq, a predicted model, not a curated record
AUGAAGGCUGUCGUUUCCCCUCUAGUCCUGGCAGUGUGCUGUUUCCAGGCAUUCGGCAGCCCUGUAACAUCGGCAAGUUCUAAGAACCUGAUAGUUUUUGGCGACUCUUACUCAACCGUCGGGUUCUGGCCAGGAGGACAGCUACCCUCAGCUGCUAAUCCUAUAGGCAAUCCUGGACUACCUGGUCAAACAACUUCGGCCGGACUGAAUUGGGUUGGCCAUGUCACUUCUACCCUUAACACGUCGACUAUCUUGACAUAUGACUUUGCCUAUAGUGGAGCUACAAUUGACAAGAAGAUUGUCAACUCAUGGGCACAAUACUCCAUAUCGGACCAAGUAGUGCUGCACAAACAAUACGUUGCGCCAGUAAUCAGCGAUGCAGAUACUUUGGUCGCGAUCUGGAUCGGGAUCAACGAUGUUGGCGAAGCAUUUUGGAGCAAGACCAGCGCUCUUGUCACAGAAUGUGUUAACCGGUACUUUGAACUUCUGCAAACGCUUGUCGAUGACGGCUUUGACAAGUUUGUUCUGUUAAACAUUCCUGCCUACGCUGAUCAAUUUCCAAAGAUGAUAGGUCAACCCGAGGUCGACCUUGCUCGUCUAAGAGCGGACAUAGUCUCCUAUAACGAAGCAGUACAGUCCAAAGCAGCAGCAUUCGCUUCCUCACAUCCAGACAUCAAACUUCAAGUUUUCGACACUAACCCCUCGUUUAAUCAAGUCAUCAACAACUACGCCAACUACGGGGCAAAGGAUGCCACUUGUUUCGGGUCCAGUAACUGUCUUUGGGCCGAUGAUUAUCAUGCCAGUGGAGCCAUUCAUAAGCUUCUGGCACAGAAUCUAGUUAAAGCUGUGAGAGGCACAUUCACUUUCUAA